This is a messenger RNA of Zootoca vivipara (common lizard), 1261 nucleotides long. It is a transcript of the gene CHMP6, whose product is annotated as charged multivesicular body protein 6. Lineage: Eukaryota; Metazoa; Chordata; Lepidosauria; Squamata; Lacertidae. Gene Ontology annotation, cellular component: ESCRT III complex; multivesicular body. Gene Ontology annotation, biological process: vesicle budding from membrane; late endosome to vacuole transport via multivesicular body sorting pathway. The record is from RefSeq and is a predicted model, not a curated record.
CAAUGUAGGCCAGGGCCGCGCGGGCGGGGCCGGGGCGAUGGGGAAUCUGUUCGGGCGCAAGCGGCGGAGCCGGGUCACCGAGCAAGAUAAGGCCGUGCUGCAACUGAAACAGCAGCGGGACAAACUAAAGCAAUAUCAGAAAAGGAUAUCGCUGCAGCUGGAGCGGGAGAGGGCUUUUGCUCGGCAACUAUUAAAAGAUGGCAAGAAAGAGAAAGCAAAGUUUCUGCUGAAGAAAAAACGGUAUCAAGAGCAACUGCUGGACAAGACAGAAAACCAAAUUAGCAACCUGGAACGCAUGGUCCAGGAUAUUGAAUUCACACAAAUUGAGAUGAAAGUGAUUGAGGGCCUCAAAAUUGGUAAUGAGUGUUUAAAUAAGAUGCACCAGGUUAUGUCAAUAGAAGAAGUGGAAAGGAUCAUGGAUGAAACCCAGGAAUCUGUGGAAUACCAGAGGCAAAUAGAUGAAAUACUGGCUGGCAGCUUCACUGUAGAAGACGAAGAUGCCAUUUUAGCAGAAUUAGAUGCCAUCACUCAGGAACAGAUAGAUCUUCCAGAGGUUCCAUCAGAGCCUCUCCCGGAAAAGAUUCCAGAAACGUCGCCAGUCAGUGUCAAACCAAAGCCAGAAUUGGUGGCUGCAUCUUAACUCCAUCUCCUGGGGGAUCCCUGCAGGCUAUCCUGGACUCCCAGCAUGCUUAGGGUGCAAGAGGCUUCCGUGGUGUCCCAUUGGCUCUGAACAGCCACGCUGGAGCAGGUUUCCUGCACAGAAUGGAAGCUGUAAACUGGUUAAUAUCCCAUAUCAAGAUUAUUUUGUAGUGUGCACACUCCUUUUUUGUAACAUAAACUGGAUUAAAUGGUGACUCUCAAAACCCUUCAAGCCAAAUGCUUUCUACAGACCUGAUGUCGGCUGCAGACCUGCCUCAGACACCAGCACAGCCUCUUGCUAACUCUGCCUAAGUCCCAUGGUGCCCUUUUGAGCUUGUGGGCGCUGUGAAAAGUCACGAGCUUUCUGCUACCGUGCGGGAAAAAUUGCUGGGAACCCUCUUGGCCUUCCUCUUCACUUGCCUCUCUUCAGUUCUCUGGCUUUUUCGAAUGGGUUCUCUCGCUCUCUUUUUGUUGUUGUUGAAAGAAUGGAAUUUAUGGAACUUUGGCCUGUACCUGAAUUAGACCUUGUUAGCUUGAUGCUGAGAUGGGAGCAUCACUUCCAAUGGUAGCAACAAUUGCUUGUGCUGACGUGGUAGUGGAAAUACAAGAAGAUUAUCCCGUG